AUGGCCGACACUCCCGUUACCCUGCGGACUCGCAAGUUCAUCCGCAACCCCCUGCUUGCUCGUAAGCAGAUGGUCGUUGACGUCCUCCACCCCAACCGCGCCAACGUCUCCAAGGAUGAGCUCCGCGGCAAGCUCGCCGACCUGUACAAGGCCAACAAGGACCAGGUCUCCGUCUUCGGCUUCCGUACGCAAUACGGUGGUGGCAAGAGCACUGGCUUCGCCCUCGUCUACGACUCCCAGGAGGCCCUGAAGAAGUUCGAGCCUCACUACCGUCUCGUCCGUAUCGGAGCUGCCGAGAAGAUCGAGAAGGCCAGCAGACAGCAGCGCAAGCAGCGCAAGAACCGCUCCAAGAAGUUCCGCGGUACCGCCAAGACCAAGGGCCCCAAGAAGUCCAAGAACUAA
Molecule: messenger RNA, 402 nt
Organism: Aspergillus bombycis
Lineage: Eukaryota; Fungi; Ascomycota; Eurotiomycetes; Eurotiales; Aspergillaceae
Product: 40S ribosomal protein eS24
Exons: 3
Coding region: 1-402 (133 amino acids)
Biological process (GO): translation
Cellular component (GO): ribosome
Molecular function (GO): structural constituent of ribosome
Source: RefSeq, a predicted model, not a curated record